AUGAAGUUCCUCAGUAUCUUCUCACUCGCGAUUCUCUCCGCAUCCUCAGCUUUAGCUCAGAUUAUUCCUCCCAAGUUUUAUCCUCCUAAUGGAACGUAUUACAUUUACAAUGUCCAGUACAAACGUAUCUUUGAUAACGCCAAUGGUGUUGCAACGGAAGGCAAUUCUAUCAUUGGCUGGCCUGCGCAUCCACAGGCAACUCCUGAAAACCAGCAGUGGCUGGUUGAGGGAUCAGGUAAUGGGAACAACUAUUCAGUCACGAUGCGCGUUGUGUCCACCAUUCAGCAACAUCCCGAUACAGGUGGAUAUGCUGUCAAUCUAGAUGGAAAGAUUGUGCACAGUGCGAAUGCCGCAUCAUGGACUCUCCAACCGGUCCCGAAUGCGUGCUCUCAAUUUAUGAUUGCUGAUUGCAACCUUGCGAUCGCACUUGAUAAUGGUAGUGCUCAGACUGUGCCCCAGGCACAACUGACAGCUGAGGCUGUCAACCCAAACGCUACAAACCAACACUGGGUCUUUGUCCCAAUCGACCAAAUCACCGAAUUUUUGACCGAGAACGGUUCUGGCUGA
This is a messenger RNA of Fomitiporia mediterranea MF3/22, 567 nucleotides long. RefSeq lists its product as uncharacterized. NCBI's taxonomy places the organism in Eukaryota, Fungi, Basidiomycota, Agaricomycetes, Hymenochaetales, Hymenochaetaceae. The record is from RefSeq and is a predicted model, not a curated record. The transcript is spliced from 5 exons. Bases 1 to 567 code for a protein of 188 amino acids.